AUGGACUAAAUAAAUUCUUGGAGUAAUUGCACACUUUCAAUUGGAGAAGAAGUCUAACCAAAAUAAUAAAAUGAAUUGCAUGAUGCUAUGAAUAAUUAUUAAAAGAUAGAAAUGAAAGGGAAAGGAAGUUAUGGUGCAGCUUAUUUGGCUUUAUAAUUAAAUACAAAACUAUAAUGUAUUAUAAAAGUAUGAUAGUAUUAAAUUUGAAUAGGUUAUUAAUAUUUCAAAUAUGAAUAAUAAAUAAAAGGAGAAUGCAAUAUGUGAGGCUAAGAUUAUGAAAGAUUUAAAGCAUCCUGGAAUAAUAAAAUAUUAUGAAUCAUUUUUUGAAAAUGAGUAAUUUUUAAUAUUUAUAAGAUAGUACAAAUUUAUGUAUUGUUAUGGAAUAUGCUGAAAAGGGCAAUUUGGAAUAAAUGUUAUUAGAAUAUAAAUAGAAUAAUGAAUAUAUAAAUGAAACACUUAUAAUUGAUUGGUUUACUCAAUUAUGUUUGGCUGUUAAAUAUUUACAUGAUUAAAAUAUAAUACAUAGAGAUAUUAAGACAUAAAACAUAUUCAUAACAAAAGAUAAUUUUAUAAAAUUAGGAGAUUUUGGUAUAGCUAAGGAAAUUGAAUGUAAAGAGUAAUUAUGCAAAACUUCUAUUGGAACUCCAUAUUAUAUUAGUCCAGAGGCAUUUUAAUCUAAACCUUAUAAUAAUAAAUCUGAUAUGUGGAGUUUAGGAUGUGUUUUAUAUGAAAUGAUUUCACUAAGACAUGCAUUUGAUGCUAAAAGUAUUUGAAACAAGAUUUUACUCAUAGCCAUUGAAGGAUUAGGAAUAAAGAUUUUAAGAGGAUAAUAUCCACCAAUUCCGAAGCACUAUUCAGAUGAACUAAAAAAUUUAGUUACAAAAUUAUUAGUAGUAGAUCCAACUAAAAGAUUUAAUAUUAAUGAUUUAUUAAAAUAGGAAAUAUUACUUAAUGGAGCUAAAAAAUAUUUAGAUAAAUAUACAUAAUAUACAAUACAAGCAAAGAUUAACACACAAAGCAACUAUAAUUUUAAUGUAUGUAAACUUGAGGAAUUGAGAAUGAAUCUUGAGAAUUAGUUAGGAUUAAAAAAGUUAUAGGAUUAUAUUUAAUAAAUUGUAAAUAAUUAUUAAAUAAAAUUAGGAAAAUGAUACAUUAGACUUUAAUAAUGAUUUGAGUGAAAAAAAUAUUAAAGAUAUUGAGUUGCUCAUAUAAUUAGAAAAAUAAAUAUUUUGA
Messenger RNA from Paramecium primaurelia, 1233 nucleotides. NCBI's taxonomy places the organism in Eukaryota, Ciliophora, Oligohymenophorea, Peniculida, Parameciidae. The record is from the annotation of a GenBank genome assembly.